AUGAACGCGAUUAAGAAACGCCUACAAACUCUAAAGAUUGAGAAGGAUUUGGCGAUGGAUAAGGCCGAUAUGUGCGAUCAACAGGCAAAAGAGGCAAAUCGACGGGAAGAGAAGCUGAAAGACGAGGUUCGGGAAUUAGCAAAGAAGUUAAUACAAAUGGAACGUGAUUUGGAACUAAGCAAGGCCCAGUUGGAAAAGUCAAAUAGAGAUCUCGAACAGAAAGAAAGAGUUUAUAUCGUGACUCAGUCGGAAUUAGCAGUUUUAAACAGAAAGAUGCAGCAGUGUAUACAUAAUUUGGAGAAAUCGGAGGAACGCCGUUUAACGGCGCAAACAAAGUUGGCGCAGGCAAUGGAAACUGCUGAAGAUGCGAAACGUAUCUGUAAAGUAUUAGAGAACAGAAGCAAACAGGAUGAAGAUAGGAUGGACCAGUUGAUGGCGCAACUGAAAGAAGCGAGACUGAUCGCUGAGGAUGCUGACACAAAAUCGGAUGAAAUUUCUAGAAAAUUGGUAUUCGUAGAGGAUGAACUGGAAGCUGCCGAAGAAAGAGUGAAGUCAAGCGAGGCGAAAAUUAUGGAACGGGAAGAUGAACUGUUUAUUGUUGGUAACAUAUUAAAAUCUCUAGAAGUAUCCGAAGAAAAGGCUAAUCAAAGGGUGGAAGAGUUCAAAUUGCAAUUGAAGGAAUUGAAAGCGAAAUUAAAAACUGCUGAGAAGAGGGCCAUCAUCGCAGAGAAAAUGGUAAAAGUAUUUUCAAAGGAACUAGAUGCGAGAGAAGACUUUCUAUUCAGAGAAAAGGAAAAAUACAAAUACAUCUGCGAUGAUAUGGACUCUACAUUCUCUGAACUCACCGGAUACUAG
Nomia melanderi (Alkali bee) is the source of this 855-nucleotide messenger RNA. Its product is annotated as tropomyosin. The record is from RefSeq and is a predicted model, not a curated record. Lineage: Eukaryota; Metazoa; Arthropoda; Insecta; Hymenoptera; Halictidae.